Bacillus rossius redtenbacheri is the source of this 4164-nucleotide messenger RNA. RefSeq names its product gamma-aminobutyric acid receptor alpha-like. Gene Ontology annotation, cellular component: plasma membrane; synapse; neuron projection. The record is from RefSeq and is a predicted model, not a curated record. Gene Ontology annotation, molecular function: neurotransmitter receptor activity; GABA-A receptor activity; extracellular ligand-gated monoatomic ion channel activity. The transcript has 10 exons. Gene Ontology annotation, biological process: chloride transmembrane transport; chemical synaptic transmission; nervous system process. NCBI's taxonomy places the organism in Eukaryota, Metazoa, Arthropoda, Insecta, Phasmatodea, Bacillidae. Bases 64 to 1347 code for a protein of 427 amino acids.
CAGGUACCACCUGCCAGUCACUGGUGCUGACUACACUCAGCCCUGUGCUGCUGUGUUGCAGGCAUGAGCAGGCAGGGCGGCGUGCUGCUCACCACAGCCCUGCUGGUAGCCAGGGCUGCGCCGGCGGCGGCGCUGCAGAUGAACAGCCACCGCAACAUCUCGCAGCUGCUGGACAACCUGCUGCGAGGCUACGACAACAGCGUGCGACCAGACUUCGGCGGUCCGCCGGCGGUGGUGGAGGUGGACAUCAUGGUGCGCAGCAUGGGGCCCAUCUCCGAGGUGGACAUGACGUACUCCAUGGACUGCUACUUCCGGCAGUCGUGGGUGGACCGCCGCCUGUCCUUCCGGGGAGACAAGGACACGCUGGCCCUCAGCAUCUCCAUGCUCGCGCGCAUCUGGAAGCCCGACACCUACUUCUACAACGGCAAGCAGUCCUACCUGCACACCAUCACCACGCCCAACAAGUUCGUGCGCCUGCAUCAGGACGGCCGCGUGCUCUACUCGUCCAGGCUGACCAUCAAGGCGGGCUGCCCCAUGAACCUGGAGGACUUCCCCAUGGACACGCAGCGCUGCCCCUUGAAGUUCGGCAGCUUCGGCUACUCGGCGCGGGACGUGCUGUACCGCUGGAACGGCGCGCGCCAGGUCGCCAUCGCCGAGGACAUGAAGCUGUCGCAGUUCGACCUCAUCGACACGCCCUCCGCCAACCAGACGGACCUGCUCAAGUCAGGCGAGUACUCGAUGCUGCUGGUGAGCUUCCACCUGCAGCGCCACAUGGGCAACUUCCUGAUCCAGGUGUACGGCCCGUGCGUGCUGCUGGUGGUGCUGUCCUGGGUGUCCUUCUGGCUGAACCGCGAGGCCACGGCGGACCGCGUGUCCUUGGGCAUCACCACGGUGCUCACGAUGACCUUCCUGGGGCUGGAGGCGCGCACGGACCUGCCCAAGGUCGCCUACCCCACGGCCCUCGACUUCUUCGUCUUCCUGUCCUUCGGCUUCAUCUUCGCCACCAUCAUACAGUUCGCCGUGGUGCACUACUUCACGAAGCACGGCUCGGGCGAGUGCUACUUCUCCUCCGACCUGAGCUCGGACUCGGGCUCCGACGAGGCCGACUGGAGACAGCGCAGACCGAGCUCCGCCAGACACGUGCGUGCGCCUCCCGCGCCGGCCCCGGAGGCGGCGGGGGCGGCGCGGCGGCGCGGCGGCAGGCGGCGGCACUCGCCCUGCUACAACUCCGUCUCCCAGGUGGACCGCGCCUCGCGCCUGCUCUUCCCGCUCAGCUUCCUCGCCAUCAACGCCUUCUACUGGUACUGCUAUCUGUCGCGCAGUCGGCGCAUGCGCGCGUCGCCGUGACCUCCCUCUGCCUCCCUCUGCCUCCCCUCUGCCUCCCCUCUGCAUCCCUCUGCCUCCCUCUGCCCCUCUCUGCCUCCCUCUGCCUCCCUCUGCAUCCCUCUGCCUCCCCUCUACCUCCCUCUACCUCCCUCUACCCCCUCUACCUCCCUCUACCUCCCUCUGCCUCCCCUCUGCAUCCCUCUGCCUCCCUCUGCCCCUCUCUGCCUCCCUCUGCCUCCCUCUGCCUCCCCUCUGCCUCCCCUCUACCUCCCUCUGCCUCCCUCUGCCUCCCUCUGCCUCCCUCUGCCUCCCCUCUACCUCCCUCUACCUCCCUCACCCCACCGCUGACCACCCUCUACCUCCCUCUGCAUCCCUCUGCCUCCCUCUGCCUCCCUCUACCUCCCUCUGCCUCCCUCUGCCUCCCUCUGCCUCCCUCUGCCUCCCUCUACCUCCCUUACCCCACCGCUGACCUCCGAGAACACGUCAGGUUACAACAGUAGCGAGUGCCACGUAGAUUAUAGCAGCCAAGCAUGGUUCACUUGACCACAGACCAUCAGGAACAUCUAAGAACUGUUGUAGGUGAGAAUACUCCGGUUGUUUUACACAAGCAGAAAGACUAAAGAUUGUGAUAACCCUUCAAGAACGUGCACUAUCCAGAGUAGUUACUACAGUAUCGGAGAAUACCGAACCUGGUUGUAUUGGACGAGUAGGAAGUGAAACAUUCAGUGAUGAGCCUUGAAGAACUUUUGACGCUCAGGAAGAUGUGUACAAUACGGUCAAACAUCAGGAACGUGUAAAAUCCACAUAACCACACUACUUAUAAGCACAUGUGAUGCCCAUAAGUUGGAAUAUACACAAUCUGAAUUGAAUCGACCAAGGAUACAUAACAAAUGAUUGAAAUUCAAGAUAUUUGGCCAAGAACAAAUAAUGGAUUGGUUAUAAGAUGGGAUGUGUCUAUUAAGUAAAGGUAAAUUUUAAAUUGAACCCAUGUAUUUAAAAUAAAAUCGCUUCAAACUGCUAGAUACAUCUUAGGGCUUCAGCCAGAACACGAAUCAUGUGUUAACAGCAGGCGUAUGAAACCCAUAAAGUAAAUACCAGAUUCAGGUUAGAAAAACACCAGUGAAGAAUAGUCGUUUCAUAGUUUAGAUUGUGAUAGUCGCUGUUAAAUAGGUUGGGGGGAUAGAUUAUGGUCUAUCCAAUUUGAUGUUGUAAAUUCUUUCAAAUAUUGUCACAAACUAAUUCUUCCAUUAUUAUUUUAAGGAAAUUAAGUAAUUCAAGUUUAUCCAUACGUACCAUAAUUCAGAUUAGCACAUUUUUAUUGAUAUUAUUUUGAUGUAUUUAUGCUUUUAUUCAUAGCAAUACCCAUUUUAUCACACGCUAAAAAUUCAUAUAAUUCUUUUCUAACGAAAAAGGUAUUUAUAUUGAAGAAUAAAAUUCACCCCUGAAACCAUUUGUUUAUAAAUACUUUAGUGUCAGUUUGCUUUACUUAGAUGCUUUUAAAAAGGGUUACUUUAAAUUAAAAACCGUCCAAUCAGAGCUAUAUUUUUGUUGGAAUCAAGGAUUAAGAUAAACUAAAACAAUUUAAACACAGCUCUGUGAAUCUUUUCAUUGUCUUGGCUAUAUUUUAUCUCAGUAUUUUACACCGAUUAGAAUGAUCGAAUGAAAAAGAGUAAUAUAAUAUUAUUAAGCUUUCAAACAAUGACACAUUUGUAGGACUCCGUUGAAAUAAAUUGCUCUGCACAAAUGUUUUAUCAUCAUUGUUUGUGUAAUGUAAAAGGAAUAAUUCUAAUUAAACUUCGUGAUCCUAUAAUCCCAAUCACAGAUUCAACAUCGUAAUAUUCUGUCCACAUCACGAGCUUUUAUAACUGUCAGGAAGUCCUCUGUGAAAUGAGAAGCAGUCUUUCUGAAAAUAGCGAAUAUUUCUUUAUUUCAAACUAGUUGCCGUGUUAUUCUUUAAACGUUUAGGGACGUCAGAAUAACUGUCAAACAAAAACAAAAAAAAAACCUUCUUUACUUUUGCUAUAUUUUCAUGAGAAAUUCGUCAUGAAUAUUUCUAGAAAAAUAAUUAUGAAGUGAAUCUAGUUUCAGCUUUAAAAUAUAAUUCAUGGUAAUUAUUAUAAAACUUUUUUUUUUCUAACCGGUCGUGAUUAUACUGAAACUCUGCCCAAUACAUUCUUAAGAUUUUGGUGAACCAGAAUAAAAGUUACGUCUAAGUGAAUUAAAUCUUCUUUGUGAAUUUUCAGCCCUACAACCAGAAUCUCCCGUUCCUCCAGACAUAAUCUAUGCUAAUAGGAAGAUUGAUGUUUAAAAACCUUUAAAUUUAGCUCCUUCAAGCUUCAUAACUAGUAACAGAAAAUUAGAAAUGUAUAAUUUAGGGUUAAUUGUCUGCAAAAAAAAUAACAAAACAAGCACUGUUUUGAAGGGAAAAUGCCAUUCAUGUUCUCACACCUUCCUGGCAGUUCUUCAAGAACCAAGCCUCAAUCAGCUGCUAAAUAUUCCCAGCCAGAACAUCUUUGCGGUUGGAAUGGUUGCAAUAAUUUUUUAAAAUAAAAAUGUGAGCUAGUCGUUCAGUAUUCGCCAGGGAUAAUGAACAUGUAACCUCGGUAACGAGCAAAUUCAUGUUCUCAGGUUGCGAAUAAACUUAUAAUAUGAAAUUCAGACACGAAAUUUAACGUUGAAUUCUUUAAUAUAACGCCAAGCAUGAAAAAAUUAGUUUCUGCGCCCGCCGCUACAAUUCGCUGCCUGAACAGUAAACAUUGCUUGUCACCAUUAAACUCAGCUAGCAAUUGGCUAAAACUAUUAGACACGGCUCCGAUAAAACCUCAGCUUUGGAAUUGA